Bacillus rossius redtenbacheri is the source of this 3834-nucleotide messenger RNA. It is a transcript of the gene NUCB1, whose product is annotated as nucleobindin-2. The record is from RefSeq and is a predicted model, not a curated record. The coding region runs from base 145 to 1992 and encodes 615 amino acids. Gene Ontology annotation, molecular function: calcium ion binding. Gene Ontology annotation, cellular component: extracellular exosome; endoplasmic reticulum-Golgi intermediate compartment. NCBI's taxonomy places the organism in Eukaryota, Metazoa, Arthropoda, Insecta, Phasmatodea, Bacillidae. The transcript has 10 exons.
AUACUUUUUGUUUUGUUUAAUAUUCAACAGCAUGUGGUAUGAUUAUUUCGUCAGUCAUUGAAUGUGUUGGGGAAUUUGACGUCACAUUAUAUUUUGAAAUAUUUACAAACUUCGAACUACAUUAAACGUUUUCGAUCAGUGACCAUGAAGUGGACCUUAUUGGUCCUAGUGACCACCUUAACCAUACAGGCAGCAGUGGGUCCUCCAGUAACUGAAAAAAAAGUUAAGGAAGAUGAGAAAAACAAUGCUGAAAAUGAAAUAGACAGUGACAAUAAGGUGGUUCCGAAUGUGGAAUACGACCACUACCUGAAGGAAGUGGUGUCUGCGUUGGAAAGUGACCCGGAGUUCCGUGCCAAACUGGAGAAGGCAGAAGACGUCGACAUCAGGAGCGGGAAGAUUGCGCAGGAGCUGGAGUUCGUCAGCCACAACGUGCGGACGAAGCUGGACGAGCUGAAGCGGCAAGAGUUGGAGCGCCUGCGCCACCUCGCCAAGAAGGAGUACGAGCUGAAGAACGGCAUGGACACGGAGCACCUGAAGAUAGCGGUCCCCGAGCACCUCGACCACGCCAACCCCCACACCUUCGAGACGGAGGACCUGCGCAAGCUGAUCGCCAAGACUUCGGCGGAUCUAGCGGAGGCUGACAGAAAGAGACAAGAGGAAUUCAAGCAGUAUGAAAUGCAGAAGGAGUUUGAAAAGCAGGAGGCAUUAAAGACUCUUGAUGAAGAGAACAAGAAGAAACUGGAAGAGGAAUACCAGAAACAAGAGGAAAAACAUAAGAAGCAUGAGCCUCUGCACCACCCCGGCAGCAAGCAGCAGCUGGAGGAAGUGUGGGAGAAGCAGGACCACAUGGAGAAUCAGGAGUUCGACCCCAAGACGUUCUUCUUCCUCCAUGACCUGGACGGGAACGGCUUCUGGGACCAGGCGGAGGUGAAGGCGCUCUUCCUGAAGGAGCUGGACAAGCUGUACAACUCCGGGGCGCCCGAGGACGACAUGCGGGAGCGCAUCGAGGAGAUGGAGCGCAUGCGCGAGCACGUGUUCAAGGAGGCAGACACCAACAAGGACAACCUCAUCAGCUUUCAAGAGUUCAUGGCCCAGACGAAGAAACCGGAGUUUGAGAAAGACCAGGGGUGGCAGAGCUUGGACCAGCAACAGCUGUACACCCCUGAGGAGUAUCAGAGGUUUGAGCAUCAGCGCCAGAUGGAAGUGCAGAAGUUGGUCCAGCAGGGACUGAUCCCUCCCCAGCCGGUGUACGCGCCUUACCAUGGCUACCACCCCGGCAUGCAUGUUCCGCCACAUCUGCAACCGCAAUUCCACCCAGCCCAGCAGGGAAUACACCCUAAUCAGAUACCGCAGGGCUACUACCAGGGCCAACAGUACCAUCCGGCACAGGGUCAACCCAUUUACCAGCAGCAACCACAGUACCAACAACAUGCAGCGGUAGGACAAGGACAUCAGCAGGUUCCUCAAGGACAUCAGCAGGCUCAGCAGGUUCAAGGACAUCAGCAGGCUCAGCAGGUUCCUCAAGGACAUCAGCAGGCUCAGCAGGUUCCUCAAGGACAUCUGCAGGCUCAGCAGGUUCCUCAAGGACAUCUGCAGGCUCAGCAAGUGCCUCAAGGACAUCUGCAGGCUCAGCAGGUGCCUCAAGGACAUCUGCAGGCUCAGCAAGUGCCUCAAGGUCAUCCUCAAGGACAUCAGCAGGCUCAGCAGGUUCCUCAAGGACAUCAGCAGGCUCAGCAGGUGCCUCAAGGACAUCUGCAGGCUCAGCAGAUGCCUCAAGGACAUCUGCAGGCUCAGCAAGUGCCUCAAGGUCAUCCUCAAGGACAUCAGCAGGCUCAGCAGGUGCCUCAAGGACAACAACCACAGGUGCAACCGGUGCCUCAAAUUCCACAACAGAUACCUCAAGUUGGCAAUGUGCCAAUUUUGCAUCAUCCUCCACAGCCUCCUCCAAAUAAUCCGCAACAGCAUAUUGAUGUAGGCAAUUUAGUUCAUUAAUGUUCCAAGUACGGUGUUACUAUAAUGGCUUUUAUAAUUAUUUUUUUUUUUAGGUUUGUGAGUAUUAUAUUUUCUACAUAUGAUUUCUUUUUCUUAAGAGAAAUGGACAGUUAUUUAAGGUGAUCUUACAAUGUAAGUUAUAGUCAAGAGUAAGUAUUCUUGCUCAGUAAUUUGUAAUGUUACAUCAGCUUUAUGUGCAACCAUUUGUAGGCAUUUCAAAAACGUUAUUUGGUACUAUAAGCAUAAUUAAUUCCAACAAGGUUUGUUUACAAAGCACAUCAGAGAUUUCAACUUUUUAAUGCUGGAAUCACAAUGCCCCCAUGGCCCCGACACGACAGGCCCGACAAGUUCAAUAGCCAUUGAAAUACAAGCUCGCCGUGACGUCAGCCCGACAAAAUACGCACCCCGACGGCCCGCAAGGAAUAGAUUAUAUUUAUAAUUUCGUCAUGUCGUCUUGCCCGACAGAAAAGAAAACGUCAACGGAAAGGAAACAGUACAGAACUAAAUUUCAAAAAUAUUUACAUACUUGGUAAAUCUUUUUGCUGAAAAGUGAAAUUUCCUUUUACGUGUGGGUGAAUUGAAAAAUUUGUAGCUUGCCUUAGUCUGUUUGUAUAAACAUAAACAGAUAUCGUGUGUAUGGUUGAAGACAUUAUUUUAGAAUCCAUAUUUUAACAUUUUGUUUCUUUUUAAUUCUUUGCACAGCUAACAUCACAAGUAUAUUUCUGUCCCUCACUGACAUAUCUUUAUCUUGUUUCCUUGUAACUAUAAUAACCUACUCUUUGUUUUACGAAUCAACUUAACCUUACUUCGUAUCGCAGACGACUAAAUGUUUUUUUUGCACUUCAACUGUCAAUAAUAAAUAAAAGAGUAUACUUUGUUUUUAGCGCAUUCGAUAAUGCAUUUUAAUAUAAGUAUUUAGCUUGGCACGAUUUGCUGAAGGCCAAAUUGAAAAUCUUCUGGUUAUUUUUGUCGUGGUAUUGUGACCCUACGCUUUUAAAUCUGCCAUGCUGAGAUGUUGCACGACAGUUUGUCGGGCCUGUCGUGUCGGACCCGUUGGGGCAUUGUGAUUCCAGCUUAAGAAGGUUAUUUGCUUUAUUAUUAACAAUAAAGCUGAAUAAAUAAUAUAUAAAUAUAUUUAGAAAGUCCGACUAUUUUAACAAAUUUUUGGCUGUCCAGAUCUUUAGCAAUUACAUGACUUAAAAUACUGCUAAGUAGCACAGUUGUUACGUGUAAAGGUUUGAAUAUGCUGUACUUGCAGGUUAAAUAGUUACAAAGUUGUGAUAUUAUUUCGCACUGGCCUACUAUAGUGCUUGAAUUAAUAUUUUAAUUACAUUGGCCAAAAAAAAAAAGAUUGAACUAAGCAUAAAAUUUCAACUGAUAGCUGCAGAAAAUUGUUUUGUUGGGCAGUAAAGCAUUUGUGAUCAGUUAUUAAUGUGUUAUUGUGCUCAUUAAUUAUAUUAUUUGCAAGGAAUUGAACAAGGUUUAUUCUAAAGAAGAGUGAAUUAAAGACUAUGCUAAAUAAUUUUUCAAAUGCUUUGAAUAGUAGCGAAUAAGCUCUGGAAUACAAGGCAGUGUGAUAUAGUCUAGAGAAAUCACAUGCUGUGCAGUAUUAUUAACACAUUUUUUUAAAAGUAAUAUAACUAGUACCUAUAAAUAACCAAUUAUCAGGAAGUAAAUUGAAUAAUAUGUAUAAGGUGUAUUUUAUAGUAAAAUAUGGAUUAGUACAUGAUGAAAGGUGCUUUGACUGUGUCACACUAUAUAGUAUUACAUUUUCUUUUGGGGUAUGGGAUGUUAUGUUUAUUGAUUCUGUUUCUUGUUAAAAUAAAAUAAAAAAAAUGUAAA